CUGAGUGACAGCCGCCGCGCGGCACGUCCCGUUAGGUUACCUCUCAGCGAGAGCGCUCCUGUUCCGGUGAAAGCGGUCCGACCUCUCUUCCGUCUGGGCUCUCCUCUUUUUUUUUUUUUUUUUUAAUCGGUGGGUUAUUAUUUUUUGUUUCCCCCCCCUUCUUCCGGUCUGCGUAAAGAGAGACGGCGGGCGGGAUGGAUUCUUGAAUCGGCCGUUUUCGAAGCCCUCGUUUCUCCUCCUCGGGUUGCUAUGGAGCAGCCACCCGGGAGUUUAGAUGAUUUACAACCUCAAGACCUAUCCACCUGCAGCCUCCCCACUGUGAUCGACCUUACCAGGAAAGGUGAGGAAUGUGUCCUCAAUGCCAACUCCCUAGACGCCAUACAUAUGGUCAAGAGCCCCGGCUGGUACCCAAACUCUGGUAUCAACAAAACUGGACUACCCUUCACAGAGACUGCCACCUCAGACAUCAGGCUCCAAUCAGGGGAUCAGAUUCAACCAGACAAUGCCUUCUCCAACACUACAAUGACCCUUUCCUAUAUGAGCAGGUCUCUCCUCUCCACUCAUGACUCCAUGUCCCAGACUUCAGCUCUGUAUGGUGUACCCUCUGUCGGCAAGUUCUCCCUCCCCUCGUCAUAUGAGAUGGAAAAAGGGCUGGGGGAGACCAGCUAUGCACUGAGUCAGCACUACUUGGAGCAGGCUGAAAGGCCUCUGGAUCUUGCCACACAGACAGAACUCUUUAAAUCCUUGUCUCAUGCUCAGUUGGAGAAUGGACAUGAGAACAUUGGGGGAAUAUGUGACAUACAUGAGUCCAAUGGUGGAGUUGUUUCCAGUGACAGGUGCAUGGAUAAACCCCUACCAGAUGGAGUGGAAUAUGUCCUUCCUCGGGAUACGGAAGACUGUACCGGCUUUAAGAAUGGUCAAGAUAACAGCCGGUCAAGUUCGGGAGACUGCAUGGAAUUGUCGCCAGAGAUCCUCACAGCCUACACUGACGAGGACCAAGAAAGGUCAACCUCUGAGGUGUUCUUCCUGAUCUCCAGAGCACAGGAGCCUUUGGUCAUCCAGGACAGCAUGGCUGUCAAAGAUCUGUGUUCACUAAGCAGGGAGUUCAUCAGUCCUCUGGAGGACCCAGUCUCUCCCUCUGCUACCUCACUGGAUGAUAUGGAGGAUGUUUUCAUCCUGCCCCAGGCCUCCAGCUCGCCCAGUGGCAGCAACUCUUUCCUGGAGGAGGCUGGCGAGGCUGUCUGGGAUGGGCUGCAUAAGGAAGACACCAUCCAACUUUCCACCCUGGGUUCAAGGUCUAGUUGCAACAGUACACCGAGGCUGGAUAUCAGCGAUGAAUGCAAACUGCCUGUCCAUAGACGAAAGGCACCUCUGCAGCCUAUGACUGACUUGACAGAUGAGGGGAAUUUUCUGUCAGAAGUUUCAGAGAAAAAUUUGCAGCAGACAACAGUCACGCCCCACAUAAAUGGGAACAUGAACAUGGCAGCACUGCAGUGCACUUUCAGGAAAAAGAAACUGCCUGUGCGUUCUGGAAGAGGAACAAGGUUAGAGGCAAUAGUUAUGAACAUCAACCCUAGCCGGUGCAAAGUGUCGAGGCAAGGGGCCACCACUAAGAAAAGAAAGGCCUCCUACAGCACAGAUAGUGUUUCUGAGUUAAUCAGUCUUAAGAAGAAUGAUGCCUUGUUUGUUAGGAAAAAGAAAGGCACUGUGAAAACUUCCGUGAAAAAGAGGAAAUUAAAAGCAGAGACCCUACCCAAAAGCAGUAAAACUGGCAGCAUUAACACGGACAGUUGCAGAGAGUCUACCUCAGAUUCUGAAAUCACUAAUAACUCCAAAAACUCACUUAACAGCACACCCCCAAAAAUAUCUAGCCAUCAGUUUGCUGUGCAUAAGUCAAAGCAGGAGCCAGGGAAUUAUUCACAUCCUGAACUCUUACCAAAGUCUAGCCCUAAGCUUGCUUUGUGUAGGAAGUCAAACAAAAAAACGAAGUGUAUUUCAUCUCCUUCACCCUCCUCAAGUAAGUCAAGUCCUCAGGUUGCUGUAAAGCGCAAGACAAACCAGCUUAAAUGUACUCCUUGUCCAGACCCAUCACCUAAGAUUGAUGUGGCAAGAAAACCCCCACCAACUAAAUCUCCAAAGAAAAGCCCCACUAAGCAGAAAGACAAGGCUAGAGGUGGAAAAAUUUCUCCUGCUACCAAAAAGAAGGCACUGUGCCCUCCCAGGAGGAAAAGGAAGAAACACAAACCCAGUCAGUCCUCCUCCAUGUUCUCCCCCAAAGAGCCAGAAAUAAAGUUGAAGUAUGUCAACUUCAAGGAGGAAAAAAGGGACCUGAGGCUGGACAGCUUCUCUCCGUUCAUCCGUGUGGAGCACAGGCAGUCAUCGACGUCGCUGUGCACUGUAAUCAACUACCCCGAGGAGACAACACCGCAACAAGGGAAAGGACAGCAGCUGCAGGGACACACGGGAGGCUUAGUGUCCGGGGUCAUGCCCAGCACCUCCUGUCUGAAGCUGGGUCGGGUCUCUGUCCACAGCCAGCAUCAUAGUUUUCUGGUCUGUUGCCUUUGUGGGAAGUCGGCCAAUGCCGUAGACUUGGGGGACCUCCAUGGCCCCUACUACCCUGAGGGCUACCGGCCAACCACCAAAACACCAGUGAGCACAUCGGGCCUCAAAGAGGAAGAGGAAGACUACAGCUAUUUGGACUCUUCCUCCUGUAGCAUGAGAGGCAAGGGAAGGAAGUGCACUCGUCCCCUAGCUGUAUGGCCUCGCAGACCAGGUUCUCAACUGAAGCAGAAGGACCCACUGGGGAGACACCGGUGGACCAGCAACAGUGACCCCUGUGGCAGCCCUGCAAGUAAACGGGCCCAGGGGGACGCUAAUGCUGCAUCAGUUGAGGACUGGUACAGCCCCCCCGUGGUGCCCCUGGAGCCCUGUGAGUACUGGCUCCAUGAAGACUGUGGUGUCUGGUCUGCAGGCGUGUUCCUCGUGAAGGGCAAGGUCUAUGGGCUAGAGAAGGCUGUCAAGGUGGCCCAGGAGACGAUGUGCUCAGGCUGCUGCAAACCAGGUGCCACAUUGGGCUGCUUCUUCAAAGGCUGUCCCAGCAAGUAUCACUACAGAUGUGCUAUAGAGUCUGACUGUGUGCUCAUCGAGGAAAACUUCUCCAUGAGAUGCAAAAAGCACAAGAACAAGACAUUCAUCGCCCCCCCAGGGAACCGAUGGGAUGACAGGUGACAAAGUGAGCGGAGACCUUGUAUGGCGUUGUUCACCCACAACCUUCUGCCAGGGAUCCCACCCCCGCUGCCCUCUGGAAACCAUGUCGACCGUGGAACAGCGUUCCUUCUGACUGACGGCCCAGCCAAGCACCCGCAAACCUUAAACGUCACUCUCCGCUCUUGGACUGCACUGUUAACUUACUUACAAGGCUGGCUGGGAGGAAGUGGCUGUCACUGUUCAGUGAUACCUCUUUUCCAGUCAAACCCAAUGGUACCUACAAAUGGUAAGUGACCUUGGAAGACGGGGCCAUUGACCAACAGGGUUUUGUUUUUUGUUUUUUUGCAAGGCCAUGGUCACCCAUCGGACAAAAUGCUUUUCUUUUAUUAUCGAUGUGUUAGCGCAUCAGUAUUUUUAAUGUGUUAUCGAUUUGUAAUUAUUUAUGAGGAUUCUUUUUUUCAUUGAAUUACAAUUGGAGAUAUUUAACUUUAAGACUUUGUAAGUAUGUGAUGAUGUUUGGCUUAUUUAUUCCUGGAGUUUCAUACGGACUUCUUGUUUUAACAGUUGUUUAAGAGGCUUUGCUCUGCGUUUGUUUGUUUUUCUAAGUUAUUGAUAAGGUAUUUGAUGCUGAAAACUUUAGCCAGUUGAGAGAAAAUGGUAGGUCCAUUUGAGUCAGGACAGCGAUCAAGCAGUAUGUAGACAGUUGGAGUCCCCCCCACACACACACAUAGCUUUCUCAACUCAUAUGCGGUAAUUUAUUUGUGACUUUUUUUUGUUUUACAUGGCAGUGGACAAUGUUAAAACAGCAGGGUUUCUACUUUUGGAUAGAGUAGACUUCCCCCCUGUCAGCUUAUCACCUAUGGCAUUUUGUUCGGUUUGGCAGAACAGCACAAAAAUUCAACGUGAAGAUAAAGGGUGAUGCUUGUCCCGACAGUCAACCCAGUGGAUUAGUAGUAAGAACAGUGUAUAGGAAACUAACAGCAUGUGAGAUUUGUUUGAAUGUACAUCCCCCUCAUAACGGUGGGAUUUUUAGCAAGAAGCACUUUGGAGUAGCACUUGGGAUGGUGUCCGGUCCUCUGCUGCGGCUGCAGUAUUAUCCUUUCUCAACCGACCGGCACCAACCACGCUUGGUUCAGGCACUCCUCUGUAGUUCUUUUAAAUUCACCCGACAGAGCCAACUUAUUCGUCUUUGUCUACUCGUAGAUAAUGUGGCCAUAUUGCAGAGGAUGGGAGCUUUUUUUUUUUUUUAUCAUUUGUUUUCAUCUCGAAGCACUUUUCCCCCCCGCCAUCUACAUCAGGCCUGAAUGUGUACCCUGUAAAUGGUCUACCCGUGACCUUCAGUCAAAUAGAAGUGAGACAGUUUCAUUGCACGCAGUGCCCCAAGGUCUUGAAUAGAAAACACUGGUAGCUGUGUACGAGGCAAAAACCAUGUCUUUUGUGUAAAGGCAUUUAAAUGUGGGUUUAUUGUAUAGCCCUUUUGGGAAUAAUCAGUCAUUGUGUUCAAGUUUGUCCUGGAAGGAAAGUGGUGGCAUUCAUCACACAUCCUGUUUUUAAUAGCGUUCCCCGAUUAGGGGCGACUUCUAGCAAUAGUUUUUCAGUUGCCGUUUUCUAUCUAUCCUUUCAGUGCGACUGCAUCAACCGACACAAGCCUGUAUUGCUGACUAAACCUGGUUAACCUCAUCCAUAGUUCCUGUAUGAUAUAUACGUAAAGGCAGACGUCGAUGUCCUCUUAAAUCACAGGACCAUUUAGCUGCCAGUUUUUUUGCGUCUUUUGACUUUGACUGCAUCACUAAUGUUUGAGGCGGCUGUUAACAGUCCUUCAAUUUUUCACAUUGGACGUCAAUGGUUUACAUCUGUAUGUAGUUUUACUGUGUUAGGAAUGGCCCUUCUGCCAUUGAUGAGAUCACGUAUGUCAACUCAGUACUUUGUUAAUUUUUUUUUUUAAACCACAACUUUCUCUAAAAAAAAAAAGCCUUAUCAACCUACUGGAGGUAUAUGGUUUGUUUUUCCUAUACUCACCAGCGUGUGGUGCAAUGACAAAUCACUGGAUGUACACUGCCUUCCUUUGGACAUCCUGAUGACUAAAGGCAGCUUGCAUGCACUUUUCUGCUGCAAACUCUGUUGUUAUAAAUAAAAUUGGUAUGCUAGACAAGCAAGCCAAAUCCAAAUAAACCUUCACUUUCUAGCUACGUCUCAGACUUCCUGGACCCUGUAGUCACUUAAAUCUGGUCCCACCUUGUUCGUAUCUGUUUCACUGGGUAUGGAGUUCAGGAGCAUGUUUUCGACUGGGCAGACUGUUAUGAGACGACUUAAUGUGAUCAAUAUGGGUGGAAAAACGUCUGUGUGUGCUUUUGCAUAUCGCCAGCAGGGGGCAGUGUCGCGCUGCCUGAAACCAGUGUGUGGAUCGCAGCAGUGAGUGAACGUUGGAGAGUCAAAUCCACGUUUUAGCCCAAAAUCACAAGGUAGUCUGCACAAUGGGACAACUGAGGAUUUGCCAGCAUCAUAAAUUCUGCAGGGCAGGAGACAGGGCACCUAAAUUUCCUCAACCCACACCACCCCCACAUCUUUUAAAUUGAAGUCGUGCCAUAAGUCUGAUUUCUCACUGCAGUUAUGUUUAUUUUGACGUUAUUUUAUUAAUGGUAUUAAACUCAACCUUUGGAAUAUGUUUCAUCUUGCAAAACUUGUUUGAUUUUUUUUUUCCAAGUGUUUUGUUUGUUUCUAAAUCUCAGGGCUGAGCCGCCGGUGUUCUAAUGAUUUGACUUUGAUUUUUUUAUUUGCUUUGUUUUUUUGGGGGGGGGGUGUAAUUCUAUGGAUCGCACAUUGACUGGAGCAAUGAUCCAUGUAGCAGGAUACCAUGAUCUUAGCAGAUGUGAAGCCUUGUCUACAGGUACACACUACCCACCGCAUUCCAGCACCUCUUCCUUGUGUCCCCGUGUUUUAGUGCUCUUAGGCCACACAUGGAAUUAGAACUGCCAACCCGUGUCGUUUUUCCAUCAACCUUCUUUUGGGGCAGCAUUUUUGUACUGUGUGUUGGUUUACCUCCGAGAGUGUCCGAGGUCAUGUAAUUCUAAAAAUAAAUAUUUUGA
This is a messenger RNA of Lampris incognitus (smalleye Pacific opah), 6293 nucleotides long. RefSeq names its product transcription factor 20. Gene Ontology annotation, biological process: regulation of transcription by RNA polymerase II. The transcript is spliced from 6 exons. The record is from RefSeq and is a predicted model, not a curated record. Gene Ontology annotation, cellular component: nucleus. NCBI's taxonomy places the organism in Eukaryota, Metazoa, Chordata, Actinopteri, Lampriformes, Lampridae. The coding region runs from base 250 to 3228 and encodes 992 amino acids.